Molecule: messenger RNA, 1407 nt
Organism: Capronia epimyces CBS 606.96
Lineage: Eukaryota; Fungi; Ascomycota; Eurotiomycetes; Chaetothyriales; Herpotrichiellaceae
Exons: 4
Coding region: 1-1407 (468 amino acids)
Biological process (GO): transmembrane transport
Cellular component (GO): fungal-type vacuole membrane
Molecular function (GO): transmembrane transporter activity
Source: RefSeq, a predicted model, not a curated record
AUGGCCACGGUUUACGGCAGAAACAGUCCUCCUGACAGCGAGGAAAUCACCAGCGCACCCCGGCCGGCAGAAUUCUUCGAGCUCGACGUGCCUGACGAUGAUGAUGCAUCUGCCCUCGAACGCGUGGUGCCGCCUGAAAAUGCUCAACCAGCCAUGAAACCAGUGUCGAAGGAGCGCCAGACAGGCAUCUUGCUCUGUGCCUUCUUUGCCGUCGUCAUCACCAUCGGCCUCAAUCAGGCCUACGGCGUCUUUCUCAACUACUAUCUCGCCGACGGAAGCAGCCCGAAGGAUCCGUUCCUCCCCAGAAGCGAAGUCUCGAGCAAGGCCAUGCUGGCCUUUAUAGGAACUUUGGGUUAUGGGCUGACCUGGGGCGGUAGUAUCUUUGUCAACCCCAUCAUGGCCAGAUCGAAGGAUCCGAGAUGGAUCACGGGCGCCGGUGCAGUGCUGAUCGGAGUCAGCUAUGUGCUGGCCAGCUUUUGUCACAAGGUGUGGCAACUCCUCCUCACCCAGGGACUGAUGUUUGGAGUGGGCACAUCGUUGAUGUACUUCCCCAUCCUGGCAGUGGCGCCUGAAUACUUCGAUGCCCACCGCGGUUCCGCUAUGGGCUUCAUCCUGUCAGGUGCCGGUGUCGGAGGUCUGGUGUAUGCCCCCGUCGCUCGCGUGCUGCUGUCGAAGCUCGGUGCAGCAUGGACUCUACGGGUUUUUGGGCUCGCCAAUCUGGGCAUGAGCAUUCCCAUUGUCCUGGGCACGCCUCCAUCCCGGAGUCUGUCUAAGCGACCCACGCUGGUGGAUGUUCGAAUUGCAAAGCGGCUCACGUUCAUCCUACAAGCACUGGCCGCCAUGUCUCAGGCCGCUGGAAAUUUGGUCCCUCUGACCUUCCUGCCCGAGUUCAGCACGAGGCUGGGCUAUACAGCUGCCUUUGGUGCCGCACUGCUUGCAAUCAAUAAUGCGGUGAACACGGUCAGUCGAAUUGCCAUGGGCUUCAUUGCAGAUAUCGCGGGCAGACAGAACACUCUGGUGCUCAGUGUGCUUGGAAGCGCCAUCACCGUAGUGGCAUUCUGGCUGUCGAGUGCCUACGCCGACGACAUGGGCCUGUGGAUUGCCUUUGUUGUCACCUACGGCAUUUUCGCUGGAGGCUACAACUCGCUUUUCCCGACGACGCUGAUCGAGGUCUUUGGUACGCAGGCGUAUGCCUCAGUCAACGGCUUCAUCUACUUCAUUCGCGGCCUAGGCGCUAUCUGGGGGUCGCCUGUUGGAGGCGCUCUCGUGGCAGGCAGCACUCGGCCUCAGGCAUACGUUUCACUGAUUUGGUACGACUUUGCGCUGCUGAUGGUCACGAGUGUCUGUGUGAUUACCGUCCGAGGCCUCGAUGCAGUGGAGAAAGGUCAGUUUAAACUGAAGGCCUGA